CGUUCUCUUAACUUUCCGUGGUGAUGGCCGUGCAGUAGCUGCGCGUUCCCGUGAAUUCGAAACGGCGUCUGUGGACGGUCAGCGGAAGGCGAGAACACUCACUGCAGUCCUCUUCCGCACCCACUGGUGAAAAAUAAGAACGGUUUGCUCUGGAUUUUUGCGCAGCUGAAAAGAAGCCUGAGUCCGGGCAACCCAGAACGUUACCAAACAUCUAAUGACCAAAAACUCCUCGGAGAGCUUUGCAUUGUAGCUGUGUAGUUGGGCAGCCUGGCUGCCUCCCUGCCUCCAGAUGAAUGAAGAACACUCCGGAUCACAGAGACACUGCUGAUACAGGGCAUGCAGGUGUUUCUGCAAAUAUGAUGAAGAAAAAAAAUCCCAAUAAGAAACAUAAGAGCAACCUGGGCCCAACCACCAAAGUUCUGUCCCAGCCACGACGCAACAUUGUCGGCUGCAGGAUCCAACACAUCUGGAAAGAUGGAAGUGGCCAUGUAGUAUGGAAAGGGACGGUGCUUGACCAGGUACCAGUUAAUCCAUCUCUUUAUUUGAUAAAGUAUGAUGGUUUUGACUGCGUUUACGGUCUGGAGCUCCACAAGGAUGAGAGAGUUCAGGGACUGGAGGUGCUCCCUGACCGAUUGGCUAAAACCCGCCUGACUGAUGUGAAUCUAGCAGAUACAAUGAUAGGCAAAGCGGUGGAACAUAUGUUUGAGACGGAGGAGGGUCCAAAGGAAGAAUGGCGGGGAAUGGUUUUGGCCCGGGCUCCCAUUAUGACCACCUGGUUUUAUAUUACCUAUGAGAAAGAUCCUGUUCUCUACAUGUAUCAGUUGCUGGAUGACUUUAAAGAAGGUGACCUCCGCAUUAUGCCUGACUCCAAUGACAGUGUCCCGGCUGAGAGGGAACCAGGUGAGGUGGUGGACAGUCUGGUGGGUAAACAGGUGGAGUAUGCCAAAGAGGACGGAGGCAAACGAACAGGCAUGGUCAUCCACCAGGUGGAGGCCAAGCCUUCUGUAUACUUCAUCAAAUUCGACGAUGACCACCUCAUUUAUGUCUACGACCUGGUAAAAACCUCCUAAGACUUUGCAGACAUCCUUACCCUCUUGUCCUAGCACGGGAAAAAAAUACAAGACACAUCUGAAACACUCAUGACUUGCUUUGCAGACCCUUAACGACUACGGAAUGUUUUGAAGGCAUAAAGUUGUUUUGUACAUGUUUGAAAAAUAGUUGGAAAGACAACAGAACAAGUCCUACGCAAUGUCGACGUACGUGCAGUACGUAAAACAAGUUGAUUAACAAAAAAAUGGAUUUUCAUGGUUACGCAGGUAGCAAUGUAGCAACAUGGAAGGAAGGAAAUUAAAACUAACUAAAUACACUGAAUACGAGGACAGUUUGAGAUAUCCUCAUCUCAACUAUUACUGACGUGUGAAAAAAUAAUUCCACUGUAGUGUGCCAUACAUUAAUCAAUGUUCACUAAUUAUGUUUUUUUCUUUAUACUUUUGUUGAGAAUGAUACGGUAAAAUACUUCAAAUAAUUGAAUCUUUUCAAGCAUUUGAAAGCUCUUAAAUUAAUGGGGAAAAACAAUUGUAAUAUGUACAAUUUGUGACAGGUAAUGAUUACACAAUUCUUUUCAAAGUAAUGAUUUUGAAAUUGUUUUUUACGGAGCACCUAAAGUGGCAUCAACAGAUAUAAAAUUUAAACCAUCUGGUGCACACCAGAUAGUAUGUGAUGUGCACGAGAAACUAUUUGGUGCGCACCAGAUAGAGAAAAGUAUGUGGUGCACCACAUAUGCGCGCCUGCAGUUUGUGGCCUAUAAAAGGGAACUUUCUGGUGCGCACCAGAUACUUUAUUGGUGUGCACCAGAACAAAUUGUCAUGCGCACCAGAUUGUUUCUAGUGGGAACCCCAUUCUAUCUGGUGACACCAGAUAGUUUCUAGUGCGCAGCAGAUUUUCUAAUGUGUACCAGAUUGUUUCUCGUGUGCACCAAAUCAUUUUUUUUUGUGCUCACCUGAUUGUUUUAGUGCGCAUCACAUACUCUCUGGUGCACACCAGAUUGUUUCUCAUGCGCACCAGAUAGUUUUUAGUACACACCACAUACUAUCUGGUGCACACCAGAUUGUUUCUCUUGCACACCAGAUCGCUUAUAGUGCACACCAUAUACUCUAUGGUGCACACCAGAUUGUAUCUUAUGUGCACCAAAUAGGUUCUAGUGCGCACCACUUACUAUCUGGUGCACACGAGGUUGUUUCUCAUGCGCACCGGAUAGUUUCUAGUGCGCACCAAAUAUGCUCACCUGCAGUUUAUGGCCCGUAAAAGGGAACUCUCUGGUGCGCACCAGAUAGUUUCUAGUGCGCACCCAAUUCUAUCCGCGGCACACCAAUUUGUUUCUCAUGCGCACUAGAUAGUUUCUAGUGAGCACCACAUAUACACACCUGCAGUUUAUGGCCUAUGAAAGGGAACUUUCUGGUGCGCACCAGCUUCUACAGUAGUGUGCACCACAUACUAUCUGGUGUACACCAGAUUGUUUCUCAUACGUACCUGAUAGUUUCUAGUGCGCACCAUAUACUAUCUGGUGUGCACCAGAUGGUUUUAAAUUAUUAUAUCUCUGUUGAUGUCCCUUCAGGGGCUCCGUAGUUUUUCUUUAACUAUUCACGCCCAUUGUAGCAGACGUUUGCGAUAUCCUGUGACUUUCAAGCUCAUAUUAGAUUUGACCAAACUUCAUCAAAAAUCAUUUGGAUUUACUGUAUGUAUCGUGGUUACAGUUUUUGGGAAUAGAUUUACUUUUCUGUCAGUAAUGGACUUCCAUCAACACCAUCAGUGAUCCUUAAGUGGGCCUAUUUAGUAGUUAGUCACAUGCAAGGGCCCCUUGCCAAGGGGACGGAAACUCAUUUGAGUUAAUGAUGACUCCGACGAUAUCAAAACUAAAAAUAUCCCAAACAAAAGCAGGGUUUUGUACAGAAUAAAGCAAGAGACAUUGUAUUACAUGGAAAGAAAAAAAAACUUCAAGAUUGAUGGAACCCUGAAGAUGUCUGCAGGUGAAAACUGUGAUUUGGAAAAAAAAAGGAAUUUUUUCCUGAUUUUCUAUUGCCAAACUGCUUCUCGAUGUGGAUUUUUUUUCAAGUGUUGCAGAGAGUGUUUAUAAUUUCACUUAAGCCUUUGCAUAUGCGUUUGUGUAAUUGCCGAAACUUCGAUGGAGGUUAACAGAAACAAAACAAAAAAUUGUCUUUGUGUAGUAUAGUUUGUGACCGACGCACACUUAUUAUGAUGAUUAUAUUUGCGCUUCCGCCAGUUAAACUUGUUUCAAGAAAGUUAUGCAUUCUUGGUGUUGAAAUUUCAUGGAAAACAAUCUUGUUGCACCUUAAAUCCCAAGGACGGGAUUAGGAAAAAAAAAAACCAAUAUGUAAUAGGACAGUUUUUGUUAGCAGUUUAGUUGAAUUAAUUAAAUUU
This is a messenger RNA of Corythoichthys intestinalis (scribbled pipefish), 3438 nucleotides long. It is a transcript of the gene spina, whose product is annotated as spindlin-Z. Lineage: Eukaryota; Metazoa; Chordata; Actinopteri; Syngnathiformes; Syngnathidae. The coding region runs from base 294 to 1070 and encodes 258 amino acids. The record is from RefSeq and is a predicted model, not a curated record. Gene Ontology annotation, biological process: gamete generation. The transcript is spliced from 8 exons.